GUAUCAUUGCCCAACACAUUCCCGACUUGAGAGAUCAAGGGACUAGGGGACACCAGAAGUUUAUUAUCGGUGGACUACUCAGAGGAGGUUCUGAAACCGGCUAUUCUGCUUUGAUAAGGUUCUUCUGAAGAGGCCGGCUUUCAGAUUGGAGAGCGAUGAUGUCCAUGCAAAUGAGUGAGGCGGAGAGCUCGGUGAAGGUGGCGGAGUGGCAGCAGACCUACUACGCCUCAGAUUCGGGCAUCCAGUCCGGCGCCACCACCAUGAGAGACGACGAGGAGUCCGAGUGCAGCGGGAAGAAGUACACCGUCAGCAACACCACCGUGGUGGAGAGCACCUCAGGUAGUAAUCUCAUUGUUCAGGUUCCAUCUCUCUCUUUCUCUCCUCCUUUCUUUCUCUCUUUCCUCUUUAAGAAGUGCAUCAUCACCGUUACGAUCCAGGUAGAGAGCACCUCAGGUACCACCAGCCGAGUCCUCAAGGUCCUCUCCGUCUGCCCCAGCAACAAGCCCGCCAUCGUGGACGCAGGGGGGAUGCAGGCUCUUGGGCAGCACCUGACCGGCUCGAGCCAGCGCCUCGUUCAGAACAGCCUUUGGACACUGAGGAACCUGUCAGAUGCUGCCACUAAACAGGAGGGUCUGGACGGUCUGCUGCAGAUCCUGGUGAGCCAGCUGGGCUCGGACGACGUGAACAUGCUGACGUGCGCCACGGGCAUCCUGUCCAACCUGACGUGCAACAACGCGCGCAACAAGGCGCUGGUCACUCAGUGCGGGGGCGUGGAGGCGCUCAUCCACGCUGUGCUGCGCGCCGGAGAGAAGGAGGACGUGGCCGAGCCCGCCGUCUGCGCCCUGCGCCACCUGACCAGCCGACACGCCGACGCCGAGCUGGCCCAGAAUGCCGUGCGUCUGCACUACGGCAUCCCCGCCAUCGUCAAGCUGCUGGGGCAGCCGCACUACUGGCCCAUAGUCAAGGCUACCGUUGGUCUGAUUCGGAACCUGGCCCUGUGCCCAACCAAUCAAGCGCCGUUGAGAGAGGCAGGGGCUAUUCCAAGAUUGGUCAAUCUGCUCCUAAAGGCACACCAGGACACCCAGAGACACGCCUCCAAUGCUCAGCAGACCUACCAGGAUGGUGUGCGUAUGGAGGAGAUUGUGGAAGGCUGCACAGGAGCCCUGCACAUCCUGGCCAGAGACCCCAUCAACAGAGGAGAGAUCGCCAACAUGCAGACCAUCCCUCUGUUUGUACAGCUGCUAUACUCGUACGUUGAGAACGUGAAGCGCGUUGCUGCGGGUGUGUUGUGUGAGCUGGCUCUGGAUAAGCAGUCUGCUGAGAUGAUCGAUGCAGAAGGAGCCUCCGCCCCCCUCAUGGAGCUGCUGCACUCCACCAAUGAGGGCAUCGCCACAUAUGCGGCGGCAGUCCUCUUCCGCAUCUCCGAGGACAAGAGUUCCGACUACAGGAAGCGGGUGUCUGUGGAGCUGACGCACUCGCUCUUCAAGCACGACCCUGCCGCCUGGGAACUGGCCCAUAACAGUGUUCCCCUGGAGGCUGGCUACAUGACAGAUGAGCUGGACGGAGCAUACCCUCCCUAUGGCUAUGCUGACAUUCCGAUGGACGGUCUCCCAUUGGACGCGGAGCUGCAUGAGGCCUACAUGCCCGACAUGGCCUACGACCCCCGGCAGGCCUACCCAGAGCCCCUCUAACAGCACAAGAUUGAGGAGAGAGAAUGAUCAUCUAUUGCAGAGUUGGGGCCUAAAGCAAGCUAUGAUGACAUCACAAAGGGAAGAAACCAUGUCACAGGGUUGGGCUGUCUGGAACUGUUGUUGACAAAAUGUUGUAUACAAAAACAAAGUUGAUUCCGUGUUCAAAGUUGCUUUGUUUUAACCUUGAUGUUACGGGUGGCCAAGCCUCCCCUUUUAGAUGCUGUGUGUUAGCUAUUUCCUUGCAGACUUUCUGUGUUGGGGGGGGGGUGGGGGGGUGGGCUAUACUUUUGUAUCUCUUACUGCAUGUCGGACACAACCUCCAGCUCCUACGAGGCGACCCCGGUAGCCUCCACGCCUCCAAAGGUCAAAAGGUCAAUGAUUUGCAGAGACCCUGUGACAGACGGACCCAAACGUCUGACCUGGUGUGCGAGCUCUAGGCUGUGCAGUCUGUCCAGCUCAGUAUGUGUGGCCAGACCUUCGCAUUGCCACAUUUCAGGAGCCACCAUCAGAUCGUCUGUUUAAGUUGCAGGGUAUGUUUGUUUUUGCGCACAAACAGGCGACACUCAAAUGUGUUGAUGAACAACACACACACACACAACUAACAAACUUAUACACACACGCACACACACACA
Alosa sapidissima (American shad) is the source of this 2323-nucleotide messenger RNA. Its product is annotated as junction plakoglobin-like. Bases 156 to 1691 code for a protein of 511 amino acids. Gene Ontology annotation, biological process: cell adhesion; positive regulation of transcription by RNA polymerase II. Gene Ontology annotation, molecular function: transcription coactivator activity; cadherin binding; alpha-catenin binding. Gene Ontology annotation, cellular component: adherens junction; catenin complex. The transcript is spliced from 13 exons. The record is from RefSeq and is a predicted model, not a curated record. NCBI's taxonomy places the organism in Eukaryota, Metazoa, Chordata, Actinopteri, Clupeiformes, Clupeidae.